Molecule: messenger RNA, 4057 nt
Organism: Caenorhabditis angaria
Lineage: Eukaryota; Metazoa; Nematoda; Chromadorea; Rhabditida; Rhabditidae
Source: the annotation of a GenBank genome assembly
AUGAAUCGAAGACGGCGAAAUCGCGGAGGAGGAUUUGAUGAAGGAGUUCCGUCGGCCACAAUUAGCCUAGAGCCCCGAACAAGGAGCCGAUCGUUUUUCAGUUUUUGCAGUUGGGAUUUUGGAAUUCUUGCAUUUGUUAUUUUUAUCGCGUCAUGUUAUAUGUUUUUGUAUAUUUAUAUGAAUCCAACGAUUGAUAAAUUACCGCCGAUUAGUGGACCAGAUUAUGAUAGUGUAGGUUUUUAAUUAAAUGGGUUUUGAGAGAAAAAAAAAAUUUUUUAUAGAAACAAUGGGGAAGUUAUCGACCACAUUUGUACUUUGGAUUAAGAACAAGAUCUCCACAAUCACCACUUUUUGGAAUGAUGUGGUAUGAAUCACAAUUGCCGCAUGGCCGCCCUCAAGUUCGACACUGGUGUGAUCAAAAUGAUGGGAUAAAUCGAUACGGUUGGUAUGAAGCUGACGGUCGAAGUUUUGGAAAACAAAAUAUUUCUGACAAAUUUGCAACAAUACAUACAGAUUGGAUACAAGAAGCUAAUGGAUUCAAGGCGAAGAUCAAUUUCGACUUGAAGCCUGGGAAGAUUGCUAAUGUUUUAUUCUAUCUAACAAGUCAGGAUAAUACAGUUUUCAAGCAAGGUUAUCAUUUGAAUGAGGUUUUCAAAGCGAAAAGCGAGUUUUUGGGAGAUUUUAAAUUGUCGAUUGAGUUGAAAGAUGAGCGAGCUUUGUUUAUGAAAUCAGUUUUGCUGACAAAUGAAAAAGUACCAAUCAAUAUGUAUCAAGAUAUUGUGGUGGGAAAUUCGGAAAUAUCUGUGGAAUCGGUGAGUUUAAAAAGAGACUGAACAAAUACACUUACGCAAACAAUUGGAAGAUCAAAUUUUGACCAAAAAACUGUUUUUCAGAAUCCUGGAAGUCAAGAAAAAAUGUUUUUCAUGCAUUUAAACGAGAAAGUUAACGAAAGAGAUGGUCGAAUGGCAGUUGUUCAAUUGAAUUUGAUAAAAUCAACAGAAAUUUAUAUAAAGCUUGGCAAAAUUGAGAAUCAGGGAGCAAAUUCUGAUUUUGAAAAAGAGAUUCAGAAGAAAUCGCAGAAUUUCAAAACAAAGUUUGAAAAAGUCUUUGAGAUUGAGAACAAGAAUUAUACCGCUGUUCAAAAAACGAUGGCAAAAGUUGCACUUUCAAAUAUGUUAGGUGGAAUCGGAUAUUGGAAUGGUUUCAACAAAGUUCAAACAUCUUCGGGUCUUCAAAAUUAUGGUCCUCAUACUUUAUUCUCAGCAGUUCCAUCACGCCCUUUUUUUCCAAGAGGAUUUCUAUGGGACGAAGGAUUUCACAAUAUGUUAAUUCGAAAAUUCGACCCAAAAUUAUCGCUAGAAAUCGUUGUUUCUUGGAUGAAUUUAAUGGAACAAAGUGGUUGGAUUCCACGAGAAAUGAUUUUGGGGCCAGAAGCUGAGGCAAGAGUUCCACAGGAAUAUAUUGCACAAAAAAUGGAUGUGGCGAAUCCGCCAAGUCUUUUUUAUGUGAUUGAUAAAUUGGUGCAUGAUGAGAAGGUUGUGGCGAAAUAUGGUGGGGUUUUGGCGAAGAUUUAUCCGAGAUUAGAGAAAUGGUUCUUCUGGUUGCGAGGAACACAACAUGGAACAUCGAAAACCACAUUCAGGUUUGAUAGGGGAAUUUGGAGGGAAUCGGCAAAUUUUAUAAAAAUUCUUGAUUGAAAAAAUUUAAAAUGAAAUUUUCAAAAAGCCACGUCAUAGGUCACGCUUAAAACUCAAAUUUUAUUUAAAAGCCACUAAAAUUUUGAUGGGUGGGGAAAAAGUGGAAAUUUUUGAAAUUAAAAUUUGAUUUUUUCCCUGAUGUUAGGGUUUUUGACAUUUUCUGAAUUGAAAAUUUUUGUUUAAAAAAUUAAAAAAAAAUUUUUUUUCGACUUGAAAAAAAAAUUGCGGCGUGAAAAAAAUCCGCAAACACCACCACGCGCAAACACCUACAGUAUUUCCGGGAAAAUUAUCAAAAGAAGAGUUCUAGAUUCGAAUUUUUAGGACAUUUUUUCUCGGUUAACUAAUUAAUAAAUUAUAAUUAAAAGCCUGGAAUAUAUUAAUCAAACCAUUUUAUUGAAAAAAAAUUAUUAUAAAAUUCUGAAACAUAUAAUUUACGGGUUGGAAAUUUGUUCUAAAACUUUAAAAAAUUUCAAAGAAAUUUUCUACGCUUCAUAAUUUAUCAUAGAAUUUUCAUGAUUUUAAUCCAAAAAUCAAUAGUUUUUGACUUUUCAUAAAAAAUAUAUCAAAAUUUUGAAACGUAUUUUUUUUUGUUUUUAAAAAAAUAGGAUUUUUGAGUCAAAAUUUGACUCUGAAAAUUGAAAUUUUCUGAAUAAAAAAUGAAUGUUUUACAGAUGGCGUGGUCGAAACGAGACAACAAACCUCGAACUCAACCCAAAAACCCUCUCCUCAGGUCUCGAUGAUUAUCCACGUGCCAGUCAUCCAUCAGACAUCGAAAGACAUUUAGAUCUUCGUUGUUGGUUAGCCCUAUGUGCUCGAGUUCUUGAAAGACUUUCAAAAUUCUACGGAACCGACGCGGAUCAUCGAAAAUUCUCGAAACAUAUGGAAGAACUCAAUGAUUUCGAUCAACUUGUUCAAGAUCAUUGGAGUGAAGAGCAUCAAGGUUUUUACGAUUAUGGUAAACAUAGUGAAGAUGUUGCACUUGCAAUGGUCCCAGUUCCCGGGCCAAAACGAGUGGAAUAUCAAAGAGUUACAGCAAGAGCAGCGACUAAUAAAUUUGUGACAAAUGUUUAUGGAUAUAAUAGUUUAUAUCCGCUGAUGCUUCGAUUAAUACCAGCAGAUUCUAAACAUCUGAAAGCGACAUUGGAUAAAAUUCGCGAUCCGAAAUUGUUAUGGACGAAAUUUGGACUGAGAUCUGUAUCGAAAACAUCGCCUUAUUAUCAAGCGAGAAAUACAGAACAUGAUCCACCAUAUUGGAGAGGUUAUAUUUGGAUUAAUAUUAAUUAUAUGGUUUUAUCAGCAUUGCGACAUUAUGCUGAUAUUGAUGGACCUUAUAGGGAAAAUGCGGAAAAUAUAUUUGGAGAAUUGAGGAAGAAUUUGGUGGAAAAUAUGGGAAAGGUGAGGAUUUUUUUUUUGAGCUUCAAGCUUUUGUCAAAAAAUAUGUUUUUUUUUAAUUAAAAAAAUUCAUUUUUUCGAAAUAUUUGAAAAUUUUUUUGUUUAUUAAGCAUAUUUUCAUGAAUUCAAUAUUGUCGAAGUUGAAAAAUCCCAAACCUAAAGAAAGAACGGAAAAAAUAAGAGUGUAUGUCAACACCGACAGCCCGCAAACAACAAAUCCUACGCGCAACCUUGACGCGAAAUACGCGGUGUGUGUUUUCGCGAAGAAAUUUCUGGGGAUUUUUAAAAAUUGGGAACCCCCCAGAUUUUAGAAAUUGACACGCUUAAAGUAUAACAUAUGGGAACCCUGAGAAUCUCUCCGAUGUCGCUUUUCCCUUGGAGAAUACUAGUAUGGUUAAAAAAAUGUGCAAAAUUGAAUGAAAAACACAUAAGUUCGUCAGUCGCGUGCGGCUGUGCGUCGCGGUUGGGAAAAAAGGAAUUAUUAUCGAAAAUCUCCACGCGCUCCACCGAAAUAAACACGCAACGCAGACCGCGCCGCGCCACAACACACAAAUAGAGGAACGAUUCAAAUUCCCUCCCUUUUUGUGUGUGUUAGGGCGCGGCGCGGUCUGCGUUGCGUGUUUAUUUCGGUGGAGCGCGUGAGAUUUUCGAUAACAUUGAUUGUUUCCCGACCGCGACGCACAGCCGCACGCGAUUCAAUUCUGCACUGGUUUUUAAUUUUUAUAGCUUCAACUUUUUGACAAUACAAAAAAUGCUAUUUUUCUCAAAAGGAACCACCAAAUCUUGAAUUUCAUAAGAAAUCCUAUAAUUCACACCUGAAACUCUGAAAAUCCUUGCAGCAAUUCGACAAAACUGGAUACAUUUGGGAGAACUACGAUGAUUCAACUGGCCAAGGUCGAGGUUCACAUCCAUUUAAUGGAUGGUCCUCCCUGAUUCUCAUGAUUAUGAGCGAUAAAUUAGAAACAUAA